Messenger RNA from Eriocheir sinensis (Chinese mitten crab), 4133 nucleotides. RefSeq lists its product as uncharacterized. The record is from RefSeq and is a predicted model, not a curated record. NCBI's taxonomy places the organism in Eukaryota, Metazoa, Arthropoda, Malacostraca, Decapoda, Varunidae.
GCUGCCAGUAUAUUGCCCUCACACUUCUCUGACACCCCCAUCACGUCGAGGGUUCCCUCCACUCUAGAGACUUCUUCCUCCUUCCUCAUGGGGUCUGCCAUCCCAAAGCCAUACAUGAUGAUGGAAGAUUGGUUAGCAGGGGGCACGGGAAGAGAGGAAAGCCUUGCCCUCACCCCAGAUGUCAUCAGCACAAAAGCUUCACAAAGAAACCAGCCUGCACCAACAAGGAAGGAGACAGAGCUAGAGAAAUCAGAACACAUUGAAAAAACUCCCCCACAGGCCACCACCGCUGCCACAGACCACACGAAGGCAGUGAGCCGUGAAUAUGUCUUGGCACCAGCAGGGAUUGUUCCAAAUAAGGUCACCACACCAACAGAACCCACACUGUCAGAUUUUACAGCAAGCCUCUUAACUCAAUUCAAUAGGGAGAAGGCUGUAUGUGGCACCUCACAGCUGGAGGAAUAUGGUAGUGGAUCAGUUGAACCCAAGUUAACUGAGAUUGCCACUCCUGAAGAACCAGUCCUGCUCUCCCAGCAAAACCCUUCUCUGUGCACUUAUGAGGAGGAGGGCACCCCGGAGGAACCUGUGCUUCACUACAAGGGAAACCUGCCUCUGGGGAUGAUGCAGCAACAGGAGACACUGGAAGAGCCCGUUCUGACUUACCACAAGAACUUGCCAUACAGAAUAAGGGGCCCAACAAGUGAUGCAGAUAUUCCCAAAGAGCCAGUUGUCUUGUAUCUGCAAAGGACCCCAAAAGCACUCUUGGCGAGCUCAACACUCAAGAAAACUACAGACCAUAUCCCUCCCAAGCUUACCAUGUCGUACGUGGACGAGAGCAACGACAUACCCAAGACACCAGAGCUCUCAGACAUGACAAGGUCCAUUCUGUCUCUCGUGCCCCAGCAGGCUCCCCAGCAGCCACACAGGGACCACCAUAGAGACCACCAUGAACCCUUUUAUUUACACAGAGACCACCAUGGGCCCACACAACCCCAGAGGGACUACCAUGAACCUCCUUAUGCACCUCGAGACCACAACGCACACAAUGAGCUGCACCAUCACACACGCCCAGCCACACACACUCAUCACAAACCAGGCCAGUCCUUUUCGGCAGCCAUGAACCAGCUGAACAGGGCCGGAGAUGAUGAGAACACGUGGGGGGUGAGGGGGGCGCAGCAGCAGUGGUCAAGCGCCUCAGUCAGUCAGAGAGAGAAGGUGGUGUGGGACAAGUUCCAGGCCGGGGUGGACCAGUACCAGAGGAGUGGCGUUCCUCCCUCACCGCAGCUCUCGGACAUCACGCAGCGGAUACUCGGCCAGAUGAAACGAUGAUUUAUACCUACACACCUGCUCUUCCCAUUGGAUUGAAGCUGAUGCCAUUGGUGAUUUACUGCAUGCAUGUGAGAUUCUGCACAUUGAAGGAAUUAAAACAGGAAGUCAAGGAAGUGAAGUUGAGGUUUGCCAAGGGUUACGGAAUAAUACAAAACAACCACACCUGACUUAGACUUCAGUAACAUGACGGUGGAACAAAGCACAGCAGGCGAGUGAAAACUGGUUACCUGAGAGAUGUUGGGUGAUGAGAGAAUGGAAAAGUAUGGAGAGGUGGGGUAUGAAUAGGAGAGGAAGAGGUGUUGGGGUGUUGGUGAAAGGGGUCAAAAUUAUAUAAAUGACUUGCAGAAUUAUGAAUGCAAAGAAUAUGUGAGGGUCUGUACAGUAUAUGUGGGUACAAGGUGGCUGGGAGACUCACUGUUGAUGGGUUGGUCAUGGUUAAACAUGUAGACAAAAGCCAUCAUUGUCCCAGUUUACAAGGGGAAGGGCAGGAGAAGGGAGUGUGGGAGAUAUAGAGGUAUAAAUCUCCUGAGUAUACCCGGAAAAGUAUAUGGAAAUGUCAUAAUAGAGAGGGUGCAAAGACUUACAGAAGAGAAAAUCAGGGAAAAACAAGGAGGCUUCAGGAAGGGAAGGGGAUGUGUGGAUCAGAUAUUUGCCUCGGGAUGGUAGUAGAAAAAAAUAAUAGCAGAAGGAAAGAAACUAUACGCUGCCUUCGUGGAUUUGGAAAAAGCUUAUGACAGAGUUGAUUGGAUUGCAUUGUGGGGUGUUUUAAGGAUAUAUGGUGUGGAAGGAAAACUGUUUAAUGCAAUAAAGUAUUUCUAUGAGGAUGCAUCUGCAUGUGUCAAAAUUACUGGAGAAACAAGUGAACAUUUUGAGAUAAAAGUGGGCUUAAGGCAGGGGUAUCAUGUCACCAUGGUUGUUCAAUAUUUAUAUGGACGGUGUUAUUAGAGAAAUGAAGGGCAAAGUUAGGGAAGUUGGAGUAAAAAUGUAUGCUGAGGGAAGGAAGUGGGUACUGAAUUCAGUCUUAUUUGCUGAUGACACGGUGCUCAUUGCAGAAAAUGAAAGUGACUUACAAAAUUUGGUCAGUGUUUUUGAUAGUGUCUGUAAUAGGAGAAAGCUGAAAGUAAAUGUCAACAAAAGUAAAGUGAUGGUUUGUGAGCAGAGUAGAAGUGAGGUCGUGGAUUUUGUAUGCCCAUAUAGAGUGGGAAUUGAAUGUGAAAAAGAAUGCAAAAUAAUUUUGAAUGGUGAAGAAAUGAAGGAUGUUAAUGAGUUUAAGUACCUUGGAUCAGUUAUGUGUAAGCAUGGUGGCAUGGAGGGAGAGAUAAGAGAAAGGGCAUUGCAAGGAAGAAGGGUGGUAGGGUCUUUGGGACAUAUCAUGAAUGGCAGAAGUGUGAGCAUGGAGGUAAAGAGGGAUUUGAGAAAUACAAUAAUAGUACCAACCCUCACAUAUGCAAGCGAAAUGUGGGCCUGGAUUGAAAGUCAGAGGUCUAGAGUGCAGGCAGUGGAAAUGAGUUAUUUGAGGAGUGCUUGUGGUGUGAGUAGAAUGGAUGGAAUGAGUAAUGAAAGUGUGUAUGAGUGUUUUGGAAUGUGUCACAGGGGUGAAGGGAAGAAGUGUGGAGUGGUAGAAGUGAAGCGACAGACUUUAAAGUGGUUUGGUCACAUGGAGCGAAUGGAGGAGAGUAAGAUGACCAGGAGGGUGUAUGUGAGUGAGAUAAAGGGAGGGAAUGUUUAUAGAGGAAAACCUCCAGUGAAAUGGAGGGAUAGGGUGCAGGAGUACAUUAGGGAGAGGGGUGAAAGAUCCUUGAGAAACUUUGAGCAGACAAGGGAUAGAGAAAGAUGGAAACUUCUGCCGUGGCCACCCCCUGGUGGGAGCUCCUAGGACCAGGCGUCGAGGAGAUGAUGAUGAUAAACAUGUGAAGGGGAAGGGAGGAGAAUAAAGAUGUGGCUAACCCUUUGAUGGAAGUAAUCAGAGGGAAGUGGGCUGAUGAUACUGGGUGGUGAGGGAAUGGAAAACCUGGACAGCUGAGGUGAGUAUGAGAGGUGUUUGGGGAUGAAGCCGUGGAAUGGGUCAAUUGUUCAGGUGGUUUGGACUUGUAAGAAUGCAAUAUUAUGAGUGCAAAGAAUGUGUGAAGGUAGGUAUAGGAGGGUAUAAGGUGGGUGGGAGACUUAUUGUAUAUGGGUUGAUAGUGAAGGAACAUGUGUGAAGAGGAAGGGAUUAAUUUCUCAAGGAAGGAAAGAUGUGACUACACCUUUAGUGGAAGCAAUGAGUGGGAACUGUGAAAAAGUAAAUGAUAUGACUUCAAUUUUGGGUUAGCAUAACUCUUUUCACCACCUUUGAAAGUCGCCAAUUUCAGGCCACAGUUGGAGUGAGAUCAUUCAGCAUCAGUGAUAAAGCUUGUGGUCAUAGUCGUGUUAGAAGCUGAAUAAUAUGUCUAGAAUUUAGUCUGUCUAGUGAAGGAUGAAAUAUUGCCAUGCUCUUCUUAACCCGGUAGCUCCCUCCAAGCGAGAAAAAUGAGAAAAAAUCACCCCUCACACAAACCAGUUCACAAUAUAUAUCGAAGCAUUUGUGAUCAGGUUAUGCAUCAUCUAUUUUGGGGGGGUUAUAUCAUGGCACAAAUUUGGCCCGUCACUGCUACACGGUAAAGCCACAAAUUUGGCCCGUCGCUGCUACCGGGUUAAGUCUGUCUUUUGUUUCAUUUAUACUACUUGUCAUUUUGUGAUUUUGUGAUUUGUGAGUCUGUUGUUCUUCAAGAAAUAGAAGUAAGGAAAUAGUUGUAAGAACUUUUUUACAUAAAAUGAUGAUAAUU